This is a messenger RNA of Cicer arietinum (chickpea), 1732 nucleotides long. Its product is annotated as putative zinc finger protein At1g68190. The record is from RefSeq and is a predicted model, not a curated record. Lineage: Eukaryota; Viridiplantae; Streptophyta; Magnoliopsida; Fabales; Fabaceae. Gene Ontology annotation, molecular function: zinc ion binding.
ACGCAUGACUCAUGCCUCAGAAUCAAAGUGCAUAUUACCGCAAUAACAGCAUGAGCAGAGCAGAAGAAGGAACCAAAAAUCACCACCCCCUUUCCAAACAAAAUAAACAACACUUCUUUACUUUCUCUCUUACACUUUUCCUUGUUCAUGAUUUUACUAGUACAAAAUUAUAGGACAACUUCAUAUUUAACAUGAGAUUUCCCCUUAUGCAAAAGGCCUCUGCAACAGUUCAAACAUGUAUUAUAGAGUAUGAGGUUAUAUAAUUUAAGAGCUUUUUUUCAUGUUUGUUGAAAUUUACAACUAAGGAAAUGGAGAAAGUUUGUGAAUUCUGCAAAGCAUUGAGGCCACUUGUUUACUGUAAUGCUGAUGCAGCAUAUCUUUGUCUAUCCUGUGAUGCAAAGGUCCAUUGGGCAAAUGAAUUGUCCGGACGACACCUCCGGACCCUCGUGUGUAACUCAUGUCGAUGUCAUCUUGCUUACGUUCAGUGCUUGGAUCACAAAAUGUUAAUCUGUCGAGACUGUGAUCAAAAUCUGCACGGUAGUUCUUCACCGCAUUGCAAACGAGCUGUUAACAGUUUCAUGGGUUGUCCUUCUGCUAUAGAGUUUGCAACACUCUGGGGAUUUGAAUUUAAGGAGAUUGAAAAAAGUGUGAAUCACAAGGAUCAGUUUGCAUCUAGUUCUUGUGUUUUUACGGAUGUGAAUGAGGUUCGAAUCUCGGGAAAGCGUCACAUUCAAACUAGCAUCCCUUCAACCAAAUUUGACAAGGAAUCCAGCAGUCAACUAGGCCAGGUCUUGUACAGGGAUCAAGAGAGGCAAACUAUUCUGCAGCAGAUUGUUGAUUUAAAACGAUUUCAACAAACUGAGGAGAGUAACCAUUCUCCUUCAGUGUAUGAAAAAUUCAAUCAGCAAGCACAAAAAUCCCAAGAUUUUGCUACUAAUCAUCCAGAGGAAGACAAACAUAUUGGGGAGCUAAAUCCCGAAAGUUUCUGUUCGGCAUUUUCUCAACUUGAUAAUAUGUCUUCAUCUAAUUCAGUUAUGGAACUUCCCUUGCAUGGAGAGUUGUUUUGGACUUGCAAAAGUUCACUUCAAAGUAAUCAGCUGUGGUCCCAAAAUAUUCAAGACCUGGGAAUAUGCGAAGAACUUGUUUGUCGAGAUGAUUUUAACAUACCCGAUGUCGACUUAACAUUCCAAAACUUUGAGGAACUAUUUGGAGGAGAUCAAGAUCCAAUUAGAGUAAUGUUUGGUGGCAAAGAAACCUCUUGCUCUUCUUUGGAGGAUGAUAUAUCAGUUGAUAAGUCAGAUAUUGACAAUCCAAGUGCAAUGGAGGUCUGAAUUUCUAUCUUUAUUCAACACAUUUUCACUUCCUCUCAGUGAAUUGGUGAUUCAAGUGCUGCUGCAUCAGACCAUAAUAGAAAAUCAUCGUACGAUUUGUAUGAUCUUAAGCCGAAUACAAACAGGAGCUUACAACUUCUAUUGAAAGAGGAAAACGUGAAACUCACCAAGUUUAUACAUGAAUUAUAUUGACAUAAACCCAUUGUUAUUGAUUGUGCCAAAUAUUUACUUAAAUUAGAAAUGUACCAUAUAUACAGUAAAAUUGUUGCAUUCAAGAUUCAUAAACCGUGGUAAAAUAUUACUCCAAAUCAAAACUGAGUUUACUUGAACUAUUGCACUUCCUGUCUUUAGUUUUGCAGCUAUUUAUAUAAUACCAUAAAAGAAGUAUUGGGUGGCUGCUA